AUGGGGCCCUCACGGGGGCCGCGACUUACGUCAGUCGGUCUCGUUGCGGUAGCAGCGGCAGCAGCAGAAGCUGCAGCAGGAGCUGUCUUCCCUUUCACUUCUGCCAGCAGCAGAACCGCCCCUCGAAAAACGCCAGCAGCGACGAGAGCAGCACGACCAACCGCUGCAACAGCACAUUCCUUUGGAAUAGCUACGACAUUCCAGAGACGCAGCAGCAGCAAGAGCAGCAUAGCAGCCAACGAGAGGAGCAACAGGAGCUGCAGACGCCAUACGAUAAACUGCGCUUAUGUGAGCAGUACAUCUGACAACUUGGAUGCGGAAUUAGUGGCGACACCAACAACAGCGGCAGAAUCAGCACCAGCAGCGAAGACAGCACCAGCAGUUGCAGCAGCUGCAGCAGCAACGGCCUCAGAGGAGGACACUUCUGUUUUGGAGCGUUUGGUGGCGAACUGUCGGCGCGAAGUGAAUCUGUUUAUGGACGGGCUGCGACACUUGGAGCUGGAGGCCCAUUUCGAGUCCCCCACAAACGCCAGAGGCCCUAAUCCCCCAGGCAGCCUUGUGGAGCUGCGCCAGCAACUGCGGGUACUGUCUGCUGAAGUUGACGCUGCAGAGAGGCGGCUAUUUGUAGCCAACGGACUCGGCGUCAAUCUGCUGCAGGGGGGGCCCAGCGCGAGAGUCCACUGGGGAGUGAAGGGAAGAUGGCUGAAGGCUGCAAGCAGCUGGAGGUGA
Molecule: messenger RNA, 729 nt
Organism: Eimeria mitis
Lineage: Eukaryota; Apicomplexa; Conoidasida; Eucoccidiorida; Eimeriidae
Exons: 5
Coding region: 1-729 (242 amino acids)
Source: RefSeq, a predicted model, not a curated record